Molecule: messenger RNA, 9579 nt
Organism: Notodromas monacha
Lineage: Eukaryota; Metazoa; Arthropoda; Ostracoda; Podocopida; Cyprididae
Source: the annotation of a GenBank genome assembly
AUGGCAGACGUCGACCCAGAAACGUUGUUGGAGUGGCUAAGCAUGGGGCAAGGAGAAGAGCGAGAUAUGCAGCUGAUCGCCUUGGAACAGCUGUGUAUGCUCCUCCUGAUGUCUGACAAUGUGGAUCGCUGCUUUGAGAGUUGUCCUCCCCGAACCUUCCUCCCCGCUCUAUGUCGGAAUUUCUUGGACGAAUGUGCUCCGGACAAUGUCCUCGAGGUUACUGCUAGAGCGAUAACUUACUACUUGGAUGUUUCUGCCGAGUGCACCCGUCGCAUUGUAGCAGUGGAAGGGGCUGUGAAAGCCAUCUGCAAUCGUCUUGUCGUAUCCGACGUGACGCAGUCCCGAACCUGCAAAGAUCUUGCUGAACAGUGCAUCAAGGUUCUCGAACUGAUCUGCACCAGGGAAGCAGGAGCUGUGUUUGAAGCUGGCGGACUCAAUUGUGUCCUGUAUUUCAUAAGAGCAAAUGGGAACGUGAUCCACAAAGAUACACUCCAUUCAGCAAUGUCAGUCGUCUCAAGGCUUUGUGGUAAAAUGGAGCCUACCCAGGAUGAUGAUCUACCAGUAACUGUGAAAUCUUUGUCCAAUUUACUGAAGCACGAAGAUUCACAUGUUGCGGAUGGAGCCUUGAGAUGCUUUGCAUCGCUUGCUGAUAGAUUCACCCGAAGAGGAAUUGAUCCAUCACCCCUCGCAGGAGAGGGUCUAAUGGAAGAAUUGUUGAACAGAAUGAAAUUAGCCGGAAUCGGGAAUCGCACAGCUGCGUCUUCGUCAACUCCACCGCAAUCUGGAGGCGUAGUUCUACAUUCAGGAAUAACCCCCGCGCCUUCGACAACCAGUUUCCUGUCUUCGUCACCAGCGUCUUCAACUGCAUUAGCACUUAUGAGUGCCAAUGCAGCAACUAAUGAAGGGAAAACUUGUGCGUCUAUUUCAACGACGAUAAGCCUACUAUCGACACUGUGUCGUGGAUCGCCGAGCGUAACAGAGGCAUUGUUGAAAUCCGAUCUUCCGGAUGCCAUCGAAGCAGCCCUGCAAGGAGACGAACGGUGUGUUUUGGACACGAUGAGGCUGGUUGAUUUGUUGUUGGUGCUAGUCUUCGAAGGGCGACGUGCUUUGCCGCAAAGCUCUGUUUCGAACAACUCAGUUCCAGCUUUGAAUAGUUGCUCUACCGGAACGUCUACGCGCAGAGCGGAUGCACCCUCUGGAAUAGAACGGACCCAUCGUCAGCUAAUUGACUGCAUCCGAUCAAAAGACACCGAAGCUCUGAUCGAAGCUGUGGAGCAAGGUUCCAGUUCUGUUCAAAUUAUUUUUUCUACUAUUACUAAUCUUCGAACGGAAGUGAAUUUGACUGACGAUGUUGGACAAACGCUGCUAAACUGGGCAUCCGCGUUUGGAACCCCCGAAAUGGUGUCGUAUUUGUGCAGUCGAGGUGCUGAUGUUAAUAAAGGUCAGCGAUCGUCGUCUUUACAUUAUGCCGCAUGUUUUGGGCGACCAUUGAUCGCAAAAGUUUUGCUUCGGCAUGGUGCGAAUCCGGAUUUGAGAGAUGAAGAUGGAAAAACUCCUCUGGACAAAGCUCGUGAAAGGAGUGAUCAAGGACAUCGAGAAGUUGCAGCGAUUCUCCAAUCUCCUGGUUGGUUCUUCGGACAUGCAUUCACGAUUUAUAAAAAAUUAAGAAAAACGAACUCUAUAGCGGAAUUUAACCCUGAUUUUUCCUUAAUUGCAGGAGAAUGGAUUAUGAAUUUCGAAGAGAACCGGGAUGGGGAUGAAGCGACGAAAGAGAAAGGUGAUCCAGUAAUCAUGAAGUUGUAUGUCAGGCGUCUGUUGCCGUUGUUCGCCCACCUGCAUCAAGCCUCAAUGGUGCACUCGAUACAACGGGCGAGUCUGGCUUUGAUUAAAAAGAUAGUUUCAUCUGUCAAUGCGGAAAUGUUAGUGGAACUGGCCUCUGGGGACAUCAAGCGUCCGUUACUUGGCGGAACCACCGACCUGCCCACACUGCUGGUAGAAGUCAUCUCAGGCGUUCUGGAUCACGAGGUGUUCGUAAUACUGAUGGAACGAUACUAUACAUAUUUUCAGGAUGACGAUGACGGAUUGAUGCUUGCAUUUCAUAUAAUCGAGAAUCUGAUUACAAAAGCAGCAGAUAUAUUCGUCGACCAUUUCGGAAGAUUGGGUGUUUUUCCGAAAGUCAAAGCAAUAGCACUCCCUGCGGAUUCUGAUGACGAGGCCUCAUCGGAUGGUCUGGUCAUGGAGGCACACGAACUGGAUCAUCCUGAACCAACUGAAACGGAAUCAAAGACUGCGGAAGCCGCAUGUACAAUGGAAGAUGCCACGGAAAUGCUGCGUGACAAGGCUUAUCAUUGGAAAGACUGGUCAGUGGUUCGUUCUCGCGAUGGUCUCUUCUUCUGGACCGAUGCUGUGGCGAUUGAACUUUCGAAUGGAUCUAACGGCUGGUUCCGUUACAUAAUUGACGGAAAACUCGCAACCAUGUAUUCUUCUGGAAGCCCUGAAAAUGGGAACGACAAUCUCGAAAAUCGUGGAGAAUUCGCUGAAAAGUUGGCAGUUGCUCGAGGAGGCGUAGUGAAGGCAGCAGGAACGAAUCCAAUUGUUAGUGAACCGAUCUUGUCGACUGCCAAGCCGAAUGUGACGAUCAUUGUUGGCAAUUGGAUGUUAUCGUGUCGCAAAGAUGGAGAGCUCACUAUACACAAUACCGGAGGUCUUCAGGACCGUGUGGUGCCGCAAAUGACAAUUCUUCGUGAGAACUUCCCUGGUUUCAUUUUCGAGUCAAACAGAGGAAUGCGUCAUUCAUUCUCCUCGGAGACCAGCUUUACUCAUGAUGUGACCCUACCCCCUGUGUGGUCAAGUGCCCCUGCAGGCAUCGGAGCAACGCCCAAAAGUGGCGUGCGAAAAUUUAGAACCAAGGCAGAAAGUGUCCACAUGGUUGUGCGUAAGAAAGCUCGUGAUAUCUGGGAGCAGCAUUUUGCUGUAGCUCAGAACAGUACGAGAGGUGUGGUUGCUACUCUGAAGAAGGUUCUAAACUGCUUGGAGGAAGCUUGCUACGAACAGGAAUGCCUCAUAGCUUACAAGAUCAUUGAAAGUGGAGCUGGUCAAAAUGCUCGCGAGAAGUUUCGGCAAGCCUUGUACGAACUUGCCUGGUUGUUCUGUGAAGAUGAACAGAAGCUGUCGGCGUUCGAAUUGCAGUCGAGUGGACUAAUACCUGUGUUGAUCUAUGCCCUCGUCGGAGAUGGAUCUAUGAAGUCCUUGCGUAACUCGAGUGCAGGGCGGGAAGUUCUUCGCGACAGAGCUAUGCUGUUCCAUGAAUUUUUCACAGAGAUGACGUUGAAAGAGUUGGCUGAGAAACGACCCGAUUGGCCCGAGAUUUCCGUGAAUCUGGAGUGUGGCUUCUCGAAACACCUGAUGUUGAACGACGAAAAUGCCAAUGAAGUGAAAAAUCCUGGAGCCGCAUUGGUUAGGAAGCUCAUUGCUGUGCUGGAGUCUGUGGAGAAAUUUCCGUUGUACCUUUACGACUCUCAUUCUGGCUGCGGAAGUGGAUACGGCCUUCAGGUGUUGACUCGAAGAUUGAGAUUCCGUCUGGAGAAGAAAGAAAUAGCGGCUCAUGGCGGAACAACUAAAGAAGAAGCUGGUUUGGUCGACAGAAGUGGAAAAAGUUUGAAAAUGGAACCGCUGGCAACGAUUGAUCAACUGGAACGAUUCUUGCUCCGCAUGGUUGCUCGGCAGUGGUACGAUUAUGAUCGAAACUCGUUCCAUUUCAUCAAAUAUUUGAAGCAAACUGGAUCAGUGACCUUCAACUAUGAGAGAGACUUCGACCAAAGUGGGCUGAUGUACUGGAUCGGUACGAAUGGAAAAAUGGUUCAGGAUUGGGUGAAUCCUGGGUCAGUUGGUCUCGUUAUUUUGAGCAGUAGCGAGGGCCGUGCUCUUCCUUACGGAAAACUCGAAGACAUUCUGAGUCGUGACCCAUCGCCUCUGAAUACACACACAAACGAUGAUCGUCGGUCGUGGUUUGCCAUUGACCUCGGAGUUUGGAUGAUACCGACUGCUUAUACUCUGCGGCAUGCGCGUGGUUAUGGGAAAUCUGCAUUACGGAAUUGGCAAUUUCAGGUUUCGAAGGACGGAAUUGAAUGGGUUUCUUUGUACUACCACGCUCAUGACACUUCAUUAAACGAACCUGGUUCUACGCACACAUGGUCUUUGCCGCAGAAGGUUAUGAAUCCGCGAAGACCUGAUGUUGAGGACGAAGAAGAAGAAGAUACCAUAUAUUUCGGUCGCGUACUAAAGCUUCCACGCCGUGUGCGACAGGAAGAAUUGGACCGAUUGUUGGAGAAGGUGAAGACGGAUUACGCGGAAGAGAAACAAGGCUGGCGGCACAUCCGCAUCAUGUUAACGGGAAAGAAUGCGUCGGGGCAAACGCACUACUUGUCCUUGUCAGGAUUCGAAGUUUACGGUACUGUGACCGGGGUGUGUGACGAUAUGGGCAAGGCUGCGAGGGAUCAGGAAGCAAAUCUGAGACGGCAGAGAAGGAUGGUGAGACACCAAUUGAGGGCCAUGGUACCUGGUGCCCGUGUCGUGCGCGGAAUGGACUGGAAAUGGCGCACUCAAGACGGAAAGCCGCCCGGCACUGGGACCGUUACCGGGCAUCUUCACAAUGGUUGGAUCGAUGUCACUUGGGACCAUGGCGGGUCGAACUCGUAUCGAAUGGGGGCUGAGUCCAAGUACGACCUCAAGUUGGCGUCGCCCACGCCUGAAAGCACAAUGAUGUCGAUGCGUGACUUCCCCUCGAGACAUUAUCGCCGCGGGAACGUGGCUGUGACCCGUGGGCAGUUCUUCUCGUUGACAAAUCCGUCUACGGGUUCGUCAAUUUGGGAGACGAAUUCAAAGUCUCCUUCCCCGAUUCCGUCUCCCACGCCUAGUGCGCGUUCCAGGCACACGCGCUCCUCCCACACCUCAGGACCGCGAACGUUGCGAUCUUACGAUCCUAAUAGAGCAUCAUCUGGGACAUCGGUGAAUGCCGCGGAAAUGGUUGCCGAGCAUGUAUUGGCGUUGGCACGGAACGCAGCAUUGCUUCAGGAAGGCCCGUCGUCAGCAGUGCAGUCAACGUCAUCUUCGUCCGCGUCGCGUGGGAUGGGCCGUGGCGUGACUUCACGAACGGAUGCUGGAGUGCUACGAAAUCAUCUUGCUGACUCCGUUCUAGCUGGAUUACCGGAUAAUCUACCGUAUGCGGACGUCGGCGCCGCAGACUCCGUCCUGAGUUCCAUCACCCAGAAUCUAACCUUGCGAGAAGGAGCGCUGAACCGCAUGAAUGCGGCUGCAUCGGGUGCGGCGGCGCUGAACCAUACGGUGUCUCCUUCUGAAUGGGUCGCCUUUGUGGACGCCAUGACGGAGGCCGAAGCGCAUUUGGAAGAAUGUCGGCGUGCGGAUCUGCGGGUGCGGGAACGCGAUCGCGGUGCAAGCAGUGAGUCGAGUGUCGAGGCCGCCGUGGGAAAGGUGAGCAAUGACGGCGGGGACGCCUCUCCUACUUUGGCGGAUACGCCGACCGUUGGAGUCCUCACGACCAACGCAGCUUUCAACUCUGUUCUGAGUUCAAUUUCUCAGGUGGUCGAGAGUUUGAGCGCAGGGGGAACCCGGGGAAGUAGUAGGUCGUCGAAUCCUGCACCAGAGCGAGAACUGAUUCGUGCCUCGAGGCUGAAACGUUUCUUGAGUUACGCGGGAGCUUUCAAAGUGGGAAGCGGUUCUAGUCGAGAGAGUCAAAGUUCAGGCCGACGACAGGACACAGCGUCUUCGACAGUAGCUUUGUAUAAUGACCGAAACUUGGCGAUGACCGGGGCUGCUGCAUCUGGUUUAGUUCCGCCUCCUCGUGCCGGAACUGAUGCAGCGCUGCUGGCUCAACUGAGACCUGCCAAGCCGAUACGAGUCGUUUCCAGCAAAACCAAAGACCCGAGUUUGGCAUUGGCUCUCGAGCAAACGAAACCCUUCUUGGAAGCAUGCGCCAAACAGCCACACGCGUUUGGUGAUACUUCUCUGGAUCGACGUGGGUCUACAGUGAUACACGUUACGAAGAAUGAAGGCGACGGCGUGUCAAGCAUCAGCAGUGGUGGAUAUUCCUUUGUGCCGCCGAUGAAUGCUCAGAGUGAUGCUCCCGCGCCGCCGGCCUGUUUCCAAUUUGCCGAUCAAGACGAAGGCAGUGUUGAUGGAUUUGAAAACAUUGAUAUCAAGGAAGCGUCCAAGAUCGCGGUCAAUGCCGAUGAUAAAAUUGACGUUGCUGAGGGAGUCGAAGCAAGUCAGUAUUCGUUGAAUGGUGACGGAGGUGCGACCGCAUCUCUAGUUUUGCUGGAUGUUUCUCCGGAUGCUACUUCUUCUCCAGUUCAAAGCCAAUCUCAUGUGUCAACACCAGUUUCAGCAUCUGGAGACACUUUUUCGAAAAAUUUCGACAAUACUAUGAGCGCCGCGCAGAGCGCACCUAGUCUGGCAGAGUCACUGUACGAGGAACAAAUGGCUGCUAGUCCACAUGUCGCGAGUUCAGGAUGCUGUCAGUUGAAGGCUAUCAAGCGGCCAUCUUCUCAACAAGGAAUCGGUGUGGCAUCUUCUACAUCCGCACCAUCCGUUGUGUCGUCGGCUCAUGGCGAUGGAUUCACGCCGUCAGUUGCUUCUACAUCCAGCGACAGUGAUCAGGAUGAUGAUUUGGCGAUGGAGAUGCGAAUGGAGCAGUUGGCCGGAGGGGCGGGCGUAUCGUGUGGUGCCUCAGCGCUCGCUUAUGCUUCUGCUCUCGCUGGAGCUGGCCGAAACUCCUUGUUCUGCUCCGGUCAAGAUUCGGGUGCCGGAUCCCUACAGCACGGCUUUGAACUUGGAGGGAACGCUAGUGUGUCCGAAAUGCGUCGAGCUACAGGUUCAUCUACGUCGUCUUCUUCCGGGCCCGUCAACUGUCGGAAACGCGUUUGGGAUGAAGACUUCGUGCUGAAACGGCAAUUUUCUGCCCUGAUUCCCGCAUUUGACCCUCGACCCGGUCGUACGAAUGUCAACCAGACUGCGGAUCUAGACAUUCCCUCGCCGAGCGAUCAUGACUUGGUGAUGACAUCUUCCAAGAAAAUGUCGAGCAGGGCUGAGGGUAACCGGGAGAAGUCGUUAGACUCCGUGGCCAAAGUUUUGAGCUCGUCUUCGAAGACAGUGGGUGUCGACUGCUCACUGCCACCACUACCGAAGAUCCAGCUGUCGUUGAAAGGCCCAGGGCUGGGGGGAGUCGGAGAAAACUUGAUAAAUUUGAACGAGAGCUCAUGGACCAUCUUCAAGGCUGUGCAAACACUGGCUCAUGCGGCAGUAAAUGGUGCUAUGCGAAAUGCACCGAAACCAGAUUUUUACCGUCACAUUUGGGAGCCUACCUAUACUCUCGUUUAUCAAGAGAAAGGGGAUGAACUCGAGAGCAAAAGUGAAACUGAAACUGCCAGUGAACUGAAAAAUGAAGCGAUGGGAGCUUCCAAGAAAGACGACGAGGUGCAGGAGGAAACCACUCCUGAUCACGUCCUUCAACUACUGCGAUAUCUCUACAGCUUGUCGUUGGAUCACUCUGGUGACAGUGCUGGAUUAGAGGAGCGUGAUUUUGGUGGCGAACCGGCAAAGAUGAAGUUGAAGAUAGCGAAGGACGAGUUUCUGAGCAAGAAAAUAUGCUACAAGCUUUUGCAGCAGGUUCAGGAUCCGUUGGUCUUGUCAACUGGAGCCUUGCCCUUAUGGACCACGUACUUGACUUCAACGACUCCGAUGAUUUUCCCGUUUGAAACUCGUCAACAGUUCUUUUCGUGCACUGCCUUUGGACCCUGUCGCUCCAUCGUAUGGUUGCAAAACCAGCGUGAAGCUAUGCUGGAACGAGGCCGCGGCUUAGGUGGCGUCGGUGUUUCUGGUGCCGCUGCGGCUCGUCGAGUCGGUGAUGAGCUUCAAGCGGACUUCCGAGUCGGACGCCUGAAGCACGAACGUGUUCGCGUCCCGCGUAAUGAGAACUUGCUCGCGUGGGCGAUGCAAGUUAUGAAGAUACAUGCGACUCGAAAGACAAUUCUUGAAGUGGAGUUCACCGAUGAAGAAGGAACGGGCUUGGGUCCGACCCUAGAAUUUUAUGCUUUGGUGAGUGCGGAGUUGCAGCGUCGUGACCUCGGGAUUUGGCUUUGCGACGACGUGCUUGGCAACAUCGACGCGGAUCUCGCACCGCCGACCUCGGCGUGCGCGUCGUCCAUGGAAGCACCGCAACUACCGACGGGAUAUUUUGUUCAUCCGCCGAACGGCUUGUUUCCCGCUCCGUUGCCUCAGGAUUCUGAAAUUUGUGAUCGUGCCGCUGAAAUUUUCUUCUUUAUGGGGAUAUUUCUUGCGAAAGUGUUGCAAGACAAUCGUCUGGCAGAUGUUCCGCUGUCCCGUCCGAUGUUCAAACUUUUGUGCCUCGGAGAAGUCAGUGACGAGUGCGUAUCGCACCUCUUCGCCGAGACUGACGAAUGGAACUGUGACGAACCGGAAAACUCAAAAGACAAACAGGCUUCACCGUGGCGAGAAAAACUGAAUACCUUGGUCAUUGAUCUACCUGAAAGCAUGGGUUCCGGACAAGUGGCACUCGAGGAUUUGUGCAUAUCUUUCCAAUACAGCCCGUCGUCACGAUCUCACGAUUUUCUCACCCAUGAUUUGAUUUCCGGGGGUGAACACACACUCGUGACUACGGAUAACGUUGAACAGUAUGUUCGGGAAACGAGAAAAUUUUGCUUGCAAACCGGAAUACAGAGGCAAUUGGAGGCACUUCGCAGUGGUUUCGAUCAAGUUUUCCCAUUGGAAACUCUUAGCACAUUUUCUCCAGACGAGGUUCGAUUGAUGCUUUGUGGCGAACAAUGUCCCAGCUGGACGCGUCAGGAUAUCCUCAAUUAUACCGAUCCGAAACUUGGUUUCACGCGUGAAAGCCCGGGAUUCCAGCUUUUCGUAAACGUGCUUAGUAGUCUGAAUGGAAAGGAGCGUAAAGCCUUCCUCCAGUUCGCCACAGGGUGUUCGUCGCUGCCUCCCGGUGGCUUAGCAUCGCUGCAUCCGCGCCUCACGGUGGUGCGCAAGGUGGACGCCGGCGACGGGUCCUACCCGUCCGUUAACACGUGCUUGCACUACCUGAAACUGCCCGACUAUUCGUCCGAGAUGAUUUUGCGCGCCAAAUUAUUAGCUGCCUGCCAAGAGAAGGGUUUCCAUUUGAACUAGUGCACCGAGUGUUUGGGGAUGACCACUUCGUGCGGAUUUCUAGGAAGAGUUCCGCGAUGCAGGAGGCUUUGAAAAUGACAGAAAAAAAGAAAACGCGCAGUUCUGCGUUGACCAGGAUUUCUCCUCGGAUAAUUCAUAACUUGUAAUGGGAUGGUUGGCCAUUAGCCUGAUAGCAAAUUUAAUUGCCAAAAGGAUUUUUUUCCAUCUCGAAAUAAACAGUGGACAUGUAAGACGCGAGAAAUAUCCCUUUUGCACAUUUUAACAAUAUGGACAGGGAUAAUAUACUCUCGGAACUACUUGACAAAACAUGCUAGCUCGCUGGAGAUGUAGCCCUUUUUUCCUUUUUUUUUUUUUUUUUUUUUUUUUUUU